AUGUUCAGUUCUGGUAGCCAUGGCGAACAAGAAUUUCUUAUAAUAAAGCCAGAUGACAAGUUUUUCUCAAGGCUGUUAUCGAAGGAGAAAGCCAAAGGCGGCGGCGGCGGAGAUUCCUCGUUGAGAUUCUACUACCGCGCAGGAUGUUCCGGCUCCAUUCCGUUCCACUGGGAAUCACAGCCGGGAACGCCCAAACACGCCCUUCCCGAUUCUUGCAUCUUCAAUCCUCCGCUCACUCCUCCGCCUUCGUUCCAUAGCUCCGCCGCCGCCGCCCACCCCAAAUCCAUGCAAAAACAACCCUCGAAGACCAAGCUUUUUCUCUCCAAUUUCCCCGGGAAAUUAGCCCGGUCUUCUUCCACCCCCGCCGGCGAUUUUCCACCUUCACCUCUGUUCUCCCGUGGCCGGAGUCGGAGUUCUAAGGGCGGCUUCGGAAGGUUUUACUAUGUAAAGAACAUGAAGAGAGCACUUCUGUCGGUGGUCGGUCGUGGUGGUUCUUCAGUUUGA
Ipomoea nil (Japanese morning glory) is the source of this 504-nucleotide messenger RNA. RefSeq lists its product as uncharacterized. NCBI's taxonomy places the organism in Eukaryota, Viridiplantae, Streptophyta, Magnoliopsida, Solanales, Convolvulaceae. The record is from RefSeq and is a predicted model, not a curated record. Bases 1 to 504 code for a protein of 167 amino acids. The transcript has a single exon.